Molecule: messenger RNA, 1298 nt
Organism: Venturia canescens
Lineage: Eukaryota; Metazoa; Arthropoda; Insecta; Hymenoptera; Ichneumonidae
Product: elongation of very long chain fatty acids protein AAEL008004-like
Exons: 4
Coding region: 277-1257 (326 amino acids)
Biological process (GO): sphingolipid biosynthetic process; very long-chain fatty acid biosynthetic process; fatty acid elongation, monounsaturated fatty acid
Cellular component (GO): endoplasmic reticulum membrane
Molecular function (GO): fatty acid elongase activity
Source: RefSeq, a predicted model, not a curated record
CGUAAAUUCAGUUUCUCGCUAUUUGUCAACCACUCUCGACGACCGAAGUACAUUCCCUUCGUCGCUGAUGUUUUUCCUAGCUGUUUCCACGAGAUUCGAUCGGUGUCGCUCUAGUUUUUAAUUAUAAUCGUUUUUUUUAUUCGUCGUUAUAAUAGACGUUCGUAUCAAAUUAUCACCGAUACGUGGAAAUCGCUGUUCUGUCAUUGUUCCGAAGUCGCUUUUCGAGUGCUACGGACUCGGCAAACUUCACCACGCUGAACGAGCCAAAAAUUCAAGAUGACGGACAUAGUGAGAACGAUAAUAAGUAGCUACAAUGAUCUCAUGGAAAAUAGAAGUGAUCAGAGGGUUAAAGACUGGUUUAUGAUGAGCAGCCCUUUCCCAACGUUGCUCAUAUGCCUGUGCUAUGCAUAUUUUGUUAAGAGACUUGGACCUAGACUCAUGGCGAACAGAAAACCUUUUGUACUUAGACGAACAAUUUUAGUUUACAAUUUAAUUCAAGUUUGUUUUUCAAUAUAUAUAUUCAACGAGAGUAUAGUAUACGGUUGGGGAGGAAAGUACUCGUUCAGGUGUCAACCGAUCGAUUACUCAGACUCUCCGGACGCCCUCAGAAUGGCAAGAAUAUGUUGGUUAUACUACAUAUCGAAAUUCAUUGAAUUCGCGGAUACAAUAUUCUUCGUGCUUAGAAAAAAGAACAAUCAAAUCACUACGCUACAUGUUAUUCAUCACGGAGUGGUCCCGUUUUCCGUUUGGUUUGGUGUGAAAUUUACUCCAGGUGGUCAGAGUACGUUCUUCGGUAUGCUGAAUGUCUUCGUGCACAUAUGGAUGUACGGUUAUUACUUCCUGGCGGCGCUUGGACCCUCGGUACAGCGUUAUCUUUGGUGGAAAAAGUAUCUGACAACAUUGCAAAUCGUUCAAUUCGUCCUCGUGGUGAUUCACUCGGGACAGCUAUUGUUCAUCGACUGCGAUUAUCCGAAGGCGUUCGUCUGGUGGAUCGGAAUGCACGCGUGUCUCUUCUUUUUCUUGUUCAGAUCGUUUUACAUGGAAGCUUAUGUGAAAAAGAGUGCAAAACGAAAAGACGCCGAGCUUGAAUUGACAAAGCACAAGGAAGCGGUUGAUAAAUUACAACAAAAUCGGCUUGAGAAGGGAAAAUCUUCGAUUUAUGCCGACGAUUACAGAGUCGCGACGGGAUACAUAUCGGACGAGGGACUGAGAAAUCGAGUUUACAUCGACAAAAAUCGUAGCUCCGACGAUUCAUGAAAAAAAAAACGAUAAAAAUAAACCAUCAAACUCAUACACAA